Molecule: messenger RNA, 1080 nt
Organism: Lodderomyces parapsilosis
Lineage: Eukaryota; Fungi; Ascomycota; Pichiomycetes; Serinales; Debaryomycetaceae
Gene: HOM6
Product: homoserine dehydrogenase
Exons: 1
Coding region: 1-1080 (359 amino acids)
Biological process (GO): L-homoserine biosynthetic process; aspartate family amino acid biosynthetic process
Molecular function (GO): aspartate kinase activity; NADP binding; homoserine dehydrogenase activity
Source: RefSeq, a predicted model, not a curated record
AUGAGUAAAUCAGUCAAUGUUGCUAUCAUUGGAUCCGGAGUGGUAGGAUCAGCUUACAUCAAUCAAUUGAAAAAUUUAAAGACCAACAUCGCUUUCAAUGUGGUGUACUUGGCUAGAUCGUCGAAAGAAGCACUUUACAAUGACGACUACAAGCCAAUUGAUUUAGCUACAUACAAAACAGCACCUGCCAAAUCAGUUUUGAGCUUGGAAAAGUUGAUCGCAUACUUGAAGGGGGCCCACAAACCAACAAUUCUUGUCGACAACACAUCAAAUGAAGCAAUUGCCAAUAGUUAUCCAAAUUUCAUCAAGGAGGGAAUUUCAAUUGCAACUCCGAACAAAAAAGCUUUUUCAUCAGCUUUAAAAAUUUGGAAUGACAUUUUCUCUAGUGCUGAAAAAGAAGGAAGCGGUUUGGUUUACCAUGAAUCGACUGUGGGUGCAGGCUUGCCAAUCAUUGGUCCUUUAAAAGACAUUGUGCUUACCGGUGACAAAGUGGAAACCAUUGAGGGUAUUUUCUCAGGUACAUUGUCCUACAUUUUUAACGAGUUUUCAACUCCCGAGAAAUCUGGUGUUCAGUUUUCUGAUAUAGUCACCAAAGCAAAGAGUUUGGGCUACACUGAACCUGAUCCAAGAGACGAUUUGAAUGGAUUGGAUGUGGCAAGAAAAGUUACUAUUCUUGCUCGUAUUGCUGGAUUUGAUGUUGAGAGCCCAACAAGCUUCCCAGUUGAGAGUUUGAUUCCUAAACAAUUGGAAAGUGUCUCCAGCGCCGAUGAAUUUUUACAAAAAUUGCCACAAUAUGACGCAGAUAUUCAAAAAGUUAAAGACGAGGCAUUUGCUGAUGGUAAAGUGUUACGAUUUGUCGGUAAAGUUGAUUUAAAGAAUGACAAUGUUUCAGUAGAGAUUGGAAAGUAUCCAUUUGACCACCCAUUUGCAUCAUUAAAGGGAAGCGACAACGUUGUUGCAAUCAAGACAAAUAGAUAUCCUAACCCACUCAUCAUUCAAGGCGCUGGUGCAGGUGCUGAGGUGACUGCUCAUGGUGUUUUGGCUGAUACUAUCAAAAUAGCUGAAAGAAUUGCAAAUUGA